This is a messenger RNA of Melanotaenia boesemani (Boeseman's rainbowfish), 3815 nucleotides long. RefSeq names its product coiled-coil domain containing 120b (gene ccdc120b). The transcript has 12 exons. Bases 765 to 2618 code for a protein of 617 amino acids. The record is from RefSeq and is a predicted model, not a curated record. Lineage: Eukaryota; Metazoa; Chordata; Actinopteri; Atheriniformes; Melanotaeniidae.
UUAACUUUCAUUAGUGAGGAGGGAGAAUGUGUUGCUUCUUAUGUUGUAGCAUGUUAAAGGAUGAGAAAAUUCUGCAUGGUAUCCAGGGGGAAAGAUUUGGUUUUACUGGAAGAUAACAGCAGGAUUUUAGUUUUCCAGCAAACGCUGGGAAACGGAGCCACUCUUAAGAGGCAUGGCAACCUUUUGGCUUCAGUGUUCAGCUACCCAGCAACGACCGAGAUGAAUACCAAAUGUCUCUGUCCGUCUUUUCUCGACAGCUUCCCUCCGUGGGUUUACUGCUGAGAGCAGACGUGACACUGUCUCGUUUGUUCUCAGGUGAAAAUCCGUCCUAGUUGAUUAGAUUAGCUUAAAAUCUGAUCAUCAUGCGGUCUGUUUAGUCUAACAGGAUUCAUGAGACGAGCUUUUGUUGAGGCAUGAUCGUAACUCUGCCACAUGUUUUGUUUUUUCUGUAAACGGCUCCCAAUUGUCUGUCAAUGGGAGGUUAGGCAUGCUGGGGGGAGCAAACCAGCAGUUACUGGUCCAGUUCCAGGACAGGGGCCAAUGUGGAAGUGGGAGCAUUUCAGGAUUCACUUCUAGACAUCUGAGCAGAGGUACCUUGGCCACAUCUGAUGGUCCCGUACGUCCACUGAUCUAAGACCCACCCAUGCUUAUCUAGAACCAACUUGCCAGAAAUGCAUCUCCCUCUAUCCCUCAAGAUGUCACACGGGUGCAAGGUGAGGGUGUGGCUGGGAGCGUGAGCCGUGAAAUCCCCAGAGUUACAUCACAUGGAGGUGAAAGGACAGCUGAUCACAUCCAUGGGUUUGGGGGCUCCCGAUGUUCAAGGCUGCCAGGAUGGCAAGCUGCAGGCUGAGAGGAUGGCAGCUCUGCAGGAGAGGAAGCAGGCUCUGGAGGCUCUCCUCGACGCCAGAGUAGGAGAGCUCAAACAAGUCUGUCUGCAGGAGGCAGAGCUGACUGGGAAGCUGCCACGUGCAUUCCCUCUGGAGAUCGGAGAGAAAGCCCCACUGGUGCAGCGCAGAGCUGGCCUGGCGCCCAGCACCAAGGUGGAGGAUGACUCUGCCCAGAGAAAGCAGAUGAAAGCCAUCUUCACCGGCGCUCUGUACAGACACUCCGAAUCAGACCGAAACGGCCCAAACAGCAAGAGGACGGUCCAUCGGGGGUGUCACACCGAGGACGCGGUGAUGUCAGAAAGCACCAGCUCCAUGUCGGAUUCUACAUCUCAUGAUAACGAGUCCUCGCCCAGCGUGGCUGCUGACCAGCGCUCUCUGUCUCAGCCCCGGCUUACUGUGGGCAGCCCCGACCACAGAAUCAGCAGGAAGUUGUCCCCAGUUGAGAUUUACUAUGAGAUGAGGACACGUCGCAACUCUGUCACAAGCUCUGUUAGCCCAACUCACUCUUUACCUAGAAGUGCUUCUAACAUUGAAGGUAGAAGCGUUCCAGCAACUCCUCUGUUGGCCCGAACUGCUCCAAUAAGUGUUCACGUGAGGUCGGAUGCAUCAGGUGGGAAUGGGUUGAAGCAGUGGUCUGGCAGCCUGGAUGUCCCAUAUAUGAUUCCACUGGCCCAAGAGAGCUCCUCUUCUGAUCGCCGAAGCUGCCCGUACAGCUCCCGAGCGAGGCGCAGCAACAGCUCUGAGGCCCUGCUGGAUAGAUCAAGCCUCCCAGACGAUCCUGCACCUAGAAACGGUAUGCCGCAGAGAGGAGGGCCCUACAAGAGCUCAGAGACAUUGACUGAUGGCAAGCUACGACACAUUCAUCUGGGCAGCCCUGAGAGACAUGUGGACAGCUCUGUAGAGCAGGUAAAGAUGCGUCUAUCAAUGGGUGGCAGGGGAGCCGGCGGAGGCUACAAUGAGCUACUGAUGGAUUAUAUCUGGGGCAAACAGCAGAGGAUGCAAGUACAGCAUCCUCUAUACCAGUCCACAGGCAGAAUUUGGCAAGACAUGUCCUCUCCUCGCGCCUCCACUGCAGCGGUGCCUCCUCAUGCCAAUGGAUUUUCCCAUUCCCAGGUGCACCUUCCCAGCGCUGCACCUCCUUACAGCCCCAUGGUCCUCAGAGGCUCCCAAGCAGAGCUACGCAGGGUCAAAGUCACCAGAACAAAAUCUUGCGGGCCCUUUAUCCCUUUGCAGCAGCAUCCCCAAGACGGUAUCUUGUUAUCAGCAUACGAGUCUCCACUUCCUGCCACUGGUACCACCACAUCCUCCAUCCCCAACCUGCACCCUUAUCAGACUGAGUUGUCUGGUCCUUCCUUCAGCCGCAGACCACCACAGUUUUCUCUCCCGACUCCAGAAGAUUCAACAAGAAGCCUGCAUAAAGCUCUGGCUCUGGAGGGACUGAGGGACUGGUACCUGAGGAAUGCUCUCGGCUACCAUCCAGCAGCCUCAAAGGGCCACGAGGCAGGGAUCUCCCGUCUAUCAUACCCCCACCCCCUGGUACAUCAGGCUCAGUCUCUUCAAGGUGAACCAGCCAACCUCCAAAGGCCUCAAAUACCCCAGUCAGCCAGCUUCCAUGGUCACCCACUACACGGACGAUCGAUGGAGUUUUCUCUCUACCAGGAGACCCCAGAUCCACAAAUGCAAGAGGUGACCCCAAAGGAGCCCAGUGCAGAUCCGGGAACCCUGGUCUGAAGCAGCAGACUCUCUCUCUCUCUCUCUCUCUCACACACACACACACACACACACACUGCAUUAUAUGAGCAAAAACACUGUAGCCUCAUGUAGACUUGCAUUCCUGACACAGUUAUACAAGUUGAUACGAUGUGACCUCAAAUACGAAGCAAAACAUGACAACCUCAGCUGAUGGAGACCAGAAAACAACAGACUGACUGUACAGAACUCCCUGUGCUGCUUCCGAUUCCACCUGGAUGAAGUUCAAACCCAGUGUUGUCAUGUGGAUGUGCACUGGUGCUGGCUUCCAGAACAUCUUACACCAGUAAAUGAUCAUUCUGUGCUUCAUAUCUAAAAACCUCUGGUCCAACACGAGCAGUGAGAUCCCUCCUAAACAUCCUGAAAAGUCCCAAAAUAUAAUUUUUUACAGAAUAUAUUCAAGGCUAUUUUGUAUCUACUGAGAUAUAAAGAAAUUAUAUUAAAGAAGUAGUAUAAUUUAUUGCUCAUUUAUUAUAAUCUCAUUUCAUUUGAAAAACGUGUCAUUGAAUGUGUGUUUUUAAACUAAUUUGCAAAAAAAAAAAAGCCUCAGUGCUCUUUUUUUAUUUUUUUUUUAACAUAUGAUAAAACAGGAGAGGCCAUGGAUGGUAGCAUAGUGAUAUAAAGAAAUAAUCUUGAGUAGAAAAUGUGAGCAUUGAGCUUCUGAAAGCUUAGUCUAAUCAAAAACUGAAUCUUUUAAUGAUGUCAUUGUGAUUUUCUUUCUCUUCUGUCUUUGUUUUCUAUGUUUAUCUUAGUGCUGGAUGAUAAAUGUAGCUUCCUCUGUGCAGACUACAGGAAAAUAAAUGAUCAGCUGUGACAUAGGGCUGCAGUGUGACCUGUUAUAUGGAAGUAGCACAUGACUACAAAAACCACUAAGAUGCAUUUAUUUGUGGAGAAUAUGAGUGUGAUGCAGAGCACUUUAUGAACAUCUUAAGCCUUAAUUCCCUAUAAAAAUCGUAGCUAAGCGAGAUGACAGGCGGUUUGAAGGGUCAACAGGGUUCAUAAUGGGGCAAAUGUAAAGAGAGUGCAUGUUUCUACAUCUGCUGACAGUCGAUCUGAGUGUUAGUUUGUACAUAGUGGGGAUUGUACUGAUCAAUUUCACGCUAACAUUUCAUUUCUAUGCUAACAAUGUCAAUUUUAAACUAACCGUGUGAUACUGUAUUUAUUCAAAAAUAACCUCCU